This is a messenger RNA of Drosophila willistoni, 1889 nucleotides long. RefSeq names its product EGF domain-specific O-linked N-acetylglucosamine transferase (gene Eogt). Lineage: Eukaryota; Metazoa; Arthropoda; Insecta; Diptera; Drosophilidae. The transcript has 3 exons. Bases 280 to 1842 code for a protein of 520 amino acids. Gene Ontology annotation, cellular component: endoplasmic reticulum lumen. Gene Ontology annotation, molecular function: protein N-acetylglucosaminyltransferase activity. The record is from RefSeq and is a predicted model, not a curated record.
CUGCUUUGCUUUUGGCCAUAAUGAUGGACAGAUGAAAUAAGUCAAGUUAAUCAUAAUCAUCUCGAACACACACCUGGGAGCCGCUGCCGUUAGCUAGUGAGAUCAUCAAGACGCAGCCGAUGCUGUUUAGCUGUCAGUUUGGCCAUGAGAUGCACUUGAAGAUGGUGCGGCGCUGCCUUUGGCUGUGAAAUCGAGAAAAUCCAAACAAAAAAGGAAAGGGGAAAACUUGAACAGUAAACUGGAACUUAAACUGGAACGAAGUACUUAAACGAAAAGACAAUGCUUAGCUUGAAACUCUUAAUACUCGGUUUAUGGCUUGGCGCAAAUCUGGCCUUGGCCAAAAUGCCAAGUUUGCCCAAUUUGCCGUCCGAUCAUCUCAUACGCUACCUCAACACUUUUCCCAAAAUGAAGCAGAAAUUGCCAUCGAAUGUGACCACCACCCAGGCCUGUUGGGGACAUGAAAGGGACUGCAAGGCAGAGGCUCGCUUUCAGACGCCACAGUGCCCGGGAGAUCAUACGGGAUGGGUGCAGAGCAAGCAGGCUCAAGUAGAUACUUUCUAUUAUCAAGCCGAUUUUGGGUAUAUCCAGCAACAGUUGGCCGAACUGACGCCCCAAUGCUUGCCCAAGUAUCUGACCGAUUCCUCAUUGGAGUGCACACGAUAUUUGCGUUUUUGUCGUGGACGCAAUUUACUAUUUGAUUUUCGUGAUUUAGUUGAUAGAGAAGAACGCAUACGCUAUCACAUGGAUGUUCUUAAGCCAGGACAAUUGCUAGGACAUUGUGAAUUGAAUCGGACACGUCUCACUGGCGAGCUGGAGCACACCGGUUCAGCACUUCAAUCCUGGGGUCCAGAGCUGCGAAAUUUUGAUGUACUGCCCGAACCCGUGAUGGAGAGCAACCACUGCGAUAUGGUGGUGGAUACGCCCACUUUUAUAUUAAAAAUCGAUGCCACAUAUAAUAUGUAUCAUCAUUUCUGUGAUUUCUUUAAUUUAUAUGCCUCGCUGUUUGUCAAUCAAUCCCAUCCGGCUGCCUUCAAUACGGAUGUGCAGAUUUUGAUAUGGGAGACAUAUCCAUACGAUUCACCUUUUCGCGAUACAUUCCGUGCAUUUAGCCAACGUCCAAUUUGGACUUUGAGUGACGUGGAGGGUAAGAAAGUUUGCUUCAGGAAUGUGGUAAUGCCAUUAUUGCCACGGAUGAUUUUUGGACUGUUUUACAAUACGCCUCUUAUACAAGGCUGUUCGAAUUCGGGUCUCUUUCGUGCUUUUUCUGAAUUCAUUUUACAUCGACUGCAAAUACUCUUUGAACCUCCGAAGCCCAAAAUAAGAAUCACAUAUCUGUCACGUCGCACCAAGUACCGCCAAGUGCUCAAUGAACAGGAACUUUUGGAACAACUAGAACAAAAUGAUGACUACAUCGUUCAACGCGUCUCAUAUGAGCGGCUCUCCUUUGUUGACCAACUGAAAAUUACCCGAAAUACGGAUAUAUUAAUUGGCAUGCAUGGGGCUGGCUUGACGCACUUGCUUUUUUUACCCAAUUGGGCUUGCAUUUUUGAGUUGUAUAACUGUGAGGAUCCUAACUGUUAUAAGGAUUUGGCUCGCCUACGUGGUGUUCACUAUGUGACUUGGCAGCAAAGGGAUUUGGUUUAUCCCCAAGAUGAGGGACAUCAUCCAGAGGGCGGUGCCCAUGCCAAAUUUACAAAUUAUCGAUUUGAUGUGCCCGAAUUCAUGCGACUGGUGGACGAAGCAGCCAAGGAAGUUCGUGCCCAUAGUGAGUUCCCUUACCAUCAGCAAAGCAAGAAAAUUGGCCCAGAGCUGCAGAAAAUCGAACCACAUCAUGAACUGUAACAAUCUUUUAAGCCAAAACUAAUAGAAAAUGCAUUUAUUUUCAAGUA